AUGCGCAAAAAAUUGCUACGUAAUGAAUACGAGUUUUACGGCGAGAUGAGGCUGACUUCUUGCACUUUGAUUAACAAGACCAGCCAACGAAAAAUAUUUAUUUUUCUUUUCUUUAAGCUUCCAUCUCUCGGUGUUAUCACGGCAUUCGAUCCCAGCCUUGCCAUGAAUCCUAUGAUGGCCGACAACCCACCCGAGAGAAAGUGUCAAGGAGCAGACUGUGAAAAUGAUGCUGGAGCUUUACAGUGCCCGACAUGUCUGAAGUUAGGCUUCAAAGACAGCUAUUUCUGCUCCCAAGAAUGUUUCAAAAAGAACUGGGUUUUUACCGGACUUUACAAUCCUUUCCCAACUUAUUUCUUCACCGGCUCUGUCCGACCUGUCUAUCCACUUUCUCCGAAACGCACCGUUCCCAAGUCGAUCAGACACCCUGACUGGGCUGUGACUGGCAUACCCAAGGGCGAGCGACGUUUGAGCAGGACAAAAAUCGAUCUUCUCGAUGCCAAGGGCCAGGAGGCUAUGCGCAAGGUUUGCCGACUAGCUCGAGAAGUACUAGACAUCACUGCUGCAGAGCUCAGGCCCGGUAUUACCACGGACUACCUUGACGAGGUCUGCCACAAAGCUUGUGUAGAACGGAAUUCAUAUCCUUCUCCCUUGAACUAUAAUCACUUUCCUAAAUCGCUGUGCACUUCACCGAACGAAGUUGUUUGUCACGGAAUACCCGACCAGCGAGUCCUUCUCGAUGGUGAUAUCCUCAAUCUCGAUAUCUCAUUAUAUCACGGGGGCUAUCAUGCAGAUCUGAACGAAACGUAUUACGUGGGCGAUCGAGCCAAGGCGGACCCAGACUCGGUCAGGGUAGUUGAAACAACACGAGAAUGCCUGGAUAAGGCAAUUGAGCUAGUGAAGCCUGGCACGCCAAUCCGAGAGUUUGGUAAGGUCAUUGAGAAGCAUGCCAAGUCCAGAAACUGUAGUGUCAUUACAACCUGGGGUGGCCAUGGCAUCAACACUGAAUUCCAUCCCCCACCGUGGAUUCCUCAUUAUGGCAAGAACAAGGCAGUGGGAGUAUGCAAACCUGGCAUGACUUUUACAAUCGAGCCCAUCCUUACACUUGGAAAACCCCGUGAGGUCUAUUGGCCGGAUGACUGGACCAAUGUAACUGUUGAUGGCAAACGGACUGCUCAAUUUGAACACACCUUACUUGUCACAGAAACAGCUGUUGAGGUCUUGACCGCGAGACACGAAAAUUCUCCAGGGGGACCAAUACCGAUCCCAACGACUAUGCAUGGGACUACGAAUGAGGAAAAAGCUAAUGGUGCUUCAAACGCAUAG
Aspergillus tanneri is the source of this 1323-nucleotide messenger RNA. RefSeq names its product putative methionine aminopeptidase, type I (gene fpaI). NCBI's taxonomy places the organism in Eukaryota, Fungi, Ascomycota, Eurotiomycetes, Eurotiales, Aspergillaceae. Gene Ontology annotation, biological process: proteolysis. Gene Ontology annotation, molecular function: metalloaminopeptidase activity. The coding region runs from base 1 to 1323 and encodes 440 amino acids. The record is from RefSeq and is a predicted model, not a curated record. The transcript has 4 exons.